CAGAUCAGAUGCCCCAGAUUGGAUCAAGACUUAAGCAGCCUGGAUUUAGUUAGAGAUAAUCUUCAAUACUGUAAGUGCAGUACAUUUUACUUUUUCAAAGUUUCUGAUUUUUGUUACAGUUAUAUUGAACAUCUUUGAAGGAGAAACCUCCCUGAUAUACAAGCUUGAGAUAUGCCUUUAGAAAAGAAAAGGGACACUUAUUUUCCAGUAAUUAGGGAGCUUUAGCAAUGAAGACAACCACGGCUUUGAGAAGGUCAAAAAAGCAAUAGGUUUUGUUAUGUACACUGUUUUGAUAAGACAUAGUCUCUCUCUGAAAAUGCCUAAUUUCAUGUGUUAUGGAGGAAAUAAAUAAGCAACAACAAAUGUUUCUUUCUGAGUAUUGUCCCCAAGAAAUCAACUCCAGGGAAAUUCACCUACAUUUGACCUUCUCAUCGAAAAUGAAUAAAUGUGUCAGAGUUUGAAAAAUGCAAAGUCAUUUUUAUGGUUCGUAUAGAUUCUUGAAUUAUUGAAAAAGUCUUGAAAUUUGCUGAGCAAUUUUCCAGCCCUGGAAAAAGUCUGGAAAAAUGGAAUAAAGUCAUGUAAGAGUUUUUUUUCUUAUCUUGUUUUAUUUUAUUUCUUUAAGCUAAGCUACAACAGGUGCUUUUAAGUGAAAUUAUUUGUUUUGUUUUGGUGAAAUCUUUUUCAAUAUUGCAGCUAAGUUUGCAGCCCAUCGUGAAAAAGGCUUUGUUCCUGCCUUUUUUAAGGUCUCUAUCGAUCACCUAUUUUGUUAACCUUGAGUCUGGAAUAAAACUGUUGUUUUGGUAAAAAGUCUGGAAAAACUCUUGAUUUUUGGAUCCAAAUCCAGUAUGAACCCCGAUUUUAAAAUAGUGUGACAUUUUCGCUGCCAUUGCCGUUGCCGUCGUCAAUGCUAAAGCUCCCUCUUAUGGCUGAACAGGAGUGUGCUCCAUUAAUCAGGCCAAGAUGCCAUAUUCAAAUGUGGCUGCUAAUAAUUAUAUAUGCUCGAAUUAGGUCUGUUUUGGACAUUAAUAAUCAGUAAAAUUAAUUAAUGAGCUGUAACAUAAUUAUUUUCAACUUUUCUUUCCAGAUCAGAUGCCCCAGAAUGUAUCAAGACUUCAUGAGCAGCCCAAAUUUAGUUACAGCUUAUCUUCAGUACUGUAAGUGCUGUACAUUUUACUUUGUAAUCCAGCUCUUGAGUGAACCAGAUAAAUGGGACUGUAACCUGUGUUUGGGCAAAGUAUCAUUAAGCUAAUCCAGGGAAAGCUGUACCUAGUUCUUUCUUUUUACAAUAAUUAUUUUAUUAUUUCACCAUCAAGUGUACCACAGCGACUGGAACUACAUGUAGAAGUUCAUCAAUUUUUCUGUUUCCAAUAAACCAGGCAAAUUAAUUCACUUUUUGCAAGCAAAUCAAAAUUCAAAAAAGAUAAUUCCAUGCUAAACAAUAGAUCAAAAUGAUUAUUACAACUUGAUUGCUCAACAUUAAUUUUGUACCACAUUUUGAUUUGACUUAUGGUAAUUCAAAUUAUUUGAACCCGGGAUUGGAGAUCAUUAUACAAAAGUUCCAAAGCAAAAAGGUUGAAGAUUAUGAUCAUCAUGUGGAGUGUUUUCCUUAACAGUCAGGACUCAGCAGUCUGUACUGUUGGCAAUUCAGCUGGCAACUAG
Porites lobata is the source of this 1659-nucleotide messenger RNA. The record is from the annotation of a GenBank genome assembly. Lineage: Eukaryota; Metazoa; Cnidaria; Anthozoa; Scleractinia; Poritidae.